Symbiodinium pilosum is the source of this 606-nucleotide messenger RNA. Lineage: Eukaryota; Dinophyceae; Suessiales; Symbiodiniaceae. The record is from the annotation of a GenBank genome assembly.
AUGGAGGCCACCAUUGAUCUUCCAGCUCCCUUCGGUAUCCUCACUGCGUCUGCUGAGUUGAGAGAGGCCAUGGCUGCUCUGGACCUUGAGCUGGUAUGCACUGCAGAGGGCUGCCCCAAGAUCCAUGAGGACGACUAUUUUGGAUAUUCCAGCGAGCCCCCCUACGAUUCACUCUUCACCUUGGUGCGGGAUGGGACAGGGGGCUCUUACCAUGUGUGGCUUGGGGGGCAUCCGGAUGUUCCCGUGGUUUACAUAGGCUCAGAGGGCGAGAGAGCCAAGAUUGGCAGAACGGCCAGCCAGUUCCUUCAGAUAGUUCUGAGCCUGGCUCCAAAUCAUACCGGCAUGAUUGGCGCGCUGCCAGGUAUAAACACGCUUCCGGACAAUGGAAAUAUUGAAGAUGCGUCCGAGGCCGACUUUGAUUACGAAAAAAGCAUGAGCCUAAUGACUGCAUGGAGUUGCAAUGAAGAUGCACUUCCAGCUCAGCAGAAGGCAGAUGCGGUGCUUGCAGCUGCCGGUCUGGCCCGCCUCAGUGUAGAGGAUGCUCUCAGGCAGCUUGUAUCUUCCCACCUGGCAGCUCCGCGAUUUGCCGUUCAGAGUGAGGACUAG